Molecule: messenger RNA, 1375 nt
Organism: Hippocampus zosterae (dwarf seahorse)
Lineage: Eukaryota; Metazoa; Chordata; Actinopteri; Syngnathiformes; Syngnathidae
Product: bMERB domain-containing protein 1-like
Exons: 6
Coding region: 432-953 (173 amino acids)
Source: RefSeq, a predicted model, not a curated record
GUCGAUACAGUAUUGAUGAAUCAGGUAGGUCCUCGUUCAAGGCCCAGGUGCCGAACUCACCUUUGCAUGGGAGUACUCAUUGUGACUAUUUAAUCAUUAUCAUGUAGAAGUCACACAGAAUAUUCAUUUGAGGUCAGUACAUUUUUGGAGUUCGCUGAUGGUUGUUGCGCAUAUCCCAUCGCUGGCCUGUCGUUGCGCGCACGUGCCACUAGGCGGCGUCUCUUAGUGGUGCUCGGCAUCCAGUGGGUCAUCUCAAGAUUCCUCAGCGUUGGUGUGGCUUCAGCAUCCACGCGCAGCUCUCCCGCAAUUUCCCGCCCGGUGAGUGCCUCGUUGCAUCUUGUGCUGGUCUGCACUGUUGAAGGGGACUUCUGGUGACGAACAUGGAAUAACGGACAUCAUCUGAACGAGACGACACUUUGGACCAGGCGCAAAUGGAUGAAGCAAAUGAGAAACCAGAAGAUGUCAUCUCCAUGGCCGAUUCCUCAAUCGCACUCGAGGACAUCGAAGGGGAGCUGUUCAAAAUUGAGCGACUACGAAACGUCCUCGUGCGGCGAGAGUCGGAGUUGAGAUACAUGAUGGAAGACUUUCAGUUGUGUAAUGAAAUCACAAGGCUGAAGAGAGAGCUGCAGAAACUGGUUUCAGUCCCAGAUCGAGACAAGUCCAAGGAGGAUCGGAUGAGGGAGGAGGAGCUGCUGCAGCAGAUCGGCAAGCUGGUGGAGACCAGAGACUUCCUUGUAGAUGAUGUGGAAUUUGAGCGGCUCAGAGAGAGAGAAGAAGACCGAGAAAUGGCAGCCUUCUUGCAGCCCGAGCUCCACAACACUCCAGGGACCAAAGGCGCUCUGCAAGACCAGAAGGUGAUGUCCAAAGCUCCACGCGCGCCAGCACCCUUUAUCUCGAAAAGUGGACUCGCGCUACUGAAAGACUGCUGCGGCGUCACGUGCGCCAUCAUGUAACGCAUCUCGCGCAUGCCUUCGCUUCAUUGCGCCUUGUAUGCAUUUGGAAGUGAUGGAAAAUUCUUGGGAGCGAGCAUACGUCCUCAAAGUAGAAAGACGUUUGGUGUACAUGCUACCCUAAUGUUGCAUGAAAAGAUCUUUGGACCUUCAAGCCUUUGUACGAUCCUAAUUGUCCCAUUUGUAAUGUGAUCUCAUUAAGUGACCCACAGGAGGGAACCGUAAUGAAGUCUUUUCGUAAUACGGUGGCUGUUUGGCAGGGCAAUUACCGCCACUCUUAUUAUCAAGCUUAAGGCUGUGUGUGACUCCUUACUUUCAUUUUUUUGGAUUUCCUAACGGUACUGCAGUAACACAGAGUGAGUAUCAAAAAAGAGUUUGUGUUGUGCAGAAAAUAAAGAUCGGCGUUUGUUUCAAGUACAUUCAAA